GAUUUAUUUUCUAAUGGAAAUCUUAAUUUGUGAAACAACAUGCAUUUUCUUAGUAUUGUACUUUUUCCUGCUCUGUGCAACAGGACUCCUGCUGGUGUCCAGUCCCUGGCUGCGCUGCUGGUGGAGCUGCAGCCCGGUGCUGAUGGGUCUCAGAUCCUGGCAGCAGAUGCCUUGUACCAGCUUGGCCGGGUGGAGGAGGCCUACCGGCUACUACUCUCCAUCGGGCCCACCAGCCCUAGGGCACCCAUCCUUGCUCGCCUCGCCCUGCUGCAGCUGCACAGAGGCUUCCUUUAUGACACCAAUCAGCUGCUGAAAAAGCUCAUUCAGUGUGGCGAUACGAGCUGCUUGCGCCCCCUAUUGGCAGUGGCACAACAGAAGGACCGGGUUCUGCUUCAGGUGCAUUGCCACUCUGCUGCCAAGCGCAUCCUUGAAGGAAAGAGAGAGGAGACCCCAAUUAGGGAGGCUGUGGCAUAUCUCUCAAUCGCUAUCAUGGCCUCUGGUGGUGAGGCAGCAGAGUCUUUGCUAGAGAGAGCAAGGUGUUACGCACUGCUGGGCCAGCGAAAGACCGCCAUCUUUGAUUUCAGUGCCAUCCUGAAAGAGCAUCCUAAACAUCCUCAGGCCCUCUGUGGAAGAGGCUUCACCCAUCUCAUGCUGAACCAACAAAAGGAAUGCACUCAUGAUAUCUUGGCAGCCCUUCAGAUAAACCCUGACAUAGGUAUCAAAGACAUCCUGUCUCUUAAUGACAAGGCACGGAAACUUGUCUGUGAUUGGCUGCAUCAGUUCUGUCGGACGAUUCUGUCAGAUCUCCUGCUCACUGACAAUGUCCCCUGCCAUGAAGAGCAGCUCAGAGAGGCUUUUAUAAUUGCCGGAGCUCUAAUGAGGACUGACUGCAGAGACCCCAGAUGGCAUUUUCUCUAUGUGGACAUACUUCUAACUAAAGGUGAAGUUAAGGCAGCAGCCGCUCAUCUGUGCCAGGUGUUUGGGCAGGAGCCAAGAGAUGCAGUGGCCCAGGCCAGGGUGGGCGUGGUGGAGGCCUGGCAGCAGAACUACCACAGCGCAGCUCGCAGGCUUAGCAAACUGACUGAGAAAGACGCAUCCAGUCUGCCCUCCCUGCUGGCCCUGAUCCCAUUCAGUCAGCGGAAACGCAUGGCACAGGCAGCAGCACAGGAGGCGAGCAGUGUGUCUUCAGGUGGCCAUUGGGCCCUGGCCCUCUCACUCCUCACUGUGGCAGUACAGGCAGCAGGAGAUCACAGACUCCAGUAUCUCCGGCAGCGGGCUGCCUGCCUCGCUCAGCUGGGUCUACACGAGGGGGCCGUUGCUGACUUGGACAGAGUUAUCAAGAAACACAGUGGGUCCCAGUCCAGCUGCUCAGAUGACCCCAAAGUCAGGGCAGAGGAUCUGUGUCGGCGAGGCCGCAGCCUGGUGCUCUGCUCCAGAGAAGCAGCAGCUCUGGAGGAUUUCUGUCAGGCCUUGGAGCUUCACAGGAAACAGGCUCUUCAGUGUGUGGAGGCUGGACUGGGGAGGCUGCGUCUAGGUGAGUGCUUCCUGCGGGGGGCGCUUCAACUCUACGGGGAGCAGCAACUCAGUAAAGCCUGGACGCUGAUCGAAUGUGGGCUCCUUGUGGAAGGUGAGAACGCAGAGCUCCGCAGACUGAGGGCAAGGGUCAAAAGAGAAGUGGCUAGCCCCUGCAAUAUGAACUAGUGUUUAUAGUCAGAAACUCACUUAAUGUAGCCAUGUCAGUGCCUAAACCUUAUGAAAUCUUGAUGUGGAGGAUGAUCUAACAAAGUUUUAAUGCACGCUUGAUAAGUACAUAUUAUGUCUUCCAAAUUUCACUUAAUUUUGGAGCAUUGAUAAAAUUGUGUGUUAUAGUAUUCAGCAUUGUCAUAACUGCAGCAAGGUUGAAUUUGAGAGGAGUGUGUGAAUGGAAGAGGAUUAUAACACCACACAUUUUAUUGAUUGUUUUAUUAUCCUGUAUUUUAUGA
Eleginops maclovinus (Patagonian blennie) is the source of this 1982-nucleotide messenger RNA. RefSeq names its product tetratricopeptide repeat domain 34 (gene ttc34). The record is from RefSeq and is a predicted model, not a curated record. The transcript is spliced from 6 exons. Bases 40 to 1701 code for a protein of 553 amino acids. Lineage: Eukaryota; Metazoa; Chordata; Actinopteri; Perciformes; Eleginopidae. Gene Ontology annotation, molecular function: protein binding.